Pyricularia pennisetigena is the source of this 675-nucleotide messenger RNA. RefSeq lists its product as uncharacterized. Bases 1 to 675 code for a protein of 224 amino acids. The transcript has a single exon. Lineage: Eukaryota; Fungi; Ascomycota; Sordariomycetes; Magnaporthales; Pyriculariaceae. The record is from RefSeq and is a predicted model, not a curated record.
AUGAAAAAGAGGGCAGCCGUUCUUGGAGCGGCUUCAACCCUAAUUUCGACGAAGCUCAUCUCAGAGAUUGCUGCUGACGAGACUCCCAUUCCGAAAUUUACCUCCCGCCCAGCAGUUGCUUUGAACGCCAAAGAGCAGUGUGAAAUACAGAGUUCCCAACUCACUGGCGAGAGAUACCAAAAGGAGCUUUCAUUAUUGGCCAGGGCUGUAAAUGCGUACAUUGAUGCCACAGAAAAAGAUCGUCAAGCUAAGCGAGGGAUAGAGGAGGUACAUCAGAAAACCCGAAAACGUCAAAAACUCGAGGUCAGGGAUGACGGGCGCGAAAAAAAAUCUCGCUGCCAAGUUUCGAGGACUUCUGCAGCACAUUCUCAGCCAUUCAACCCACUUGGCCACAAACGCGUGGGCCAAUCUGAACAAUAUCGACAAAGUAUACACCAACUGGCAAAACCAUUCCUUUUCAGCAAUUUUGACUGGAAUCUAACCCGACCAUCAGGCACCCGAUCAUGUCAGUCUUUCUCCGAAUGUGACUUCAAGCACGACCGAAGCGGGCGAGACGCAGAAAGUUACCAGCUGUUACUUCCCGGCGAUUACCGGGCGCCAGGACUCUCGAGUGGUAGAACUAUCGCCCGCCGAAUCUACCAUCUCUCGCUCCGUUAUUUCUCUGAGCUUCAGUGA